AUGUCAAGUUCACAAUAUUUUGUUCGUACACCAUCACGUCGUUUUCCUACACGAUCGGAUUCUACUGAUGAUUUUCUAUUGGCGGCUGCCGAAAGUGGUUUGUCGCCAUCACGUGGUACAUCACCAUCUAAUACACAUCGUCGACAGAUUCAAGAGAUUCCAGAUGAUUCAAUAAAAAUAUCUCAACGUUUAACAUCACGUGUUGAAGAUUUAAUUGAAAAACGUAGAAAAAAUCGUGGAUUAACACCAACACAAAUACCAUAUAAAAAACGAUCUCAAUCAUAG
Rotaria sp. Silwood1 is the source of this 285-nucleotide messenger RNA. Lineage: Eukaryota; Metazoa; Rotifera; Eurotatoria; Philodinida; Philodinidae. The record is from the annotation of a GenBank genome assembly.